This is a messenger RNA of Ctenopharyngodon idella (grass carp), 5885 nucleotides long. RefSeq names its product receptor-associated protein of the synapse, 43kD (gene rapsn). Gene Ontology annotation, biological process: chemical synaptic transmission. The record is from RefSeq and is a predicted model, not a curated record. The transcript has 8 exons. Bases 2823 to 4094 code for a protein of 423 amino acids. Gene Ontology annotation, molecular function: acetylcholine receptor binding; protein-membrane adaptor activity. Gene Ontology annotation, cellular component: synapse. Lineage: Eukaryota; Metazoa; Chordata; Actinopteri; Cypriniformes; Xenocyprididae.
UGUUCAGACUGUCAGCAAAAAUCAGACUUUUGUAUAUGCAAAUGGUUUUUUGAAAGUCUGGACAGCAAAAACACAUGAAAUCUGAUUUUUUUUUUGUUUUUUAUAUAUAUAUAUAUUUUUUAAAUCUGAUUCAAACCACAUUUGGAGAUUUUUUUGCAGAUUUUUACAGAUGCAUCUCAGUCUGUACUCUCUGUAUUCUAUGGAAAGUGGCCAGCUGCAAUGGCAGCAAUUAUGUUCAAAGAUUUCGGCUGUGACUACAGCACAGAACAUCACAAUAUGUACCAGUCUCCUCCAUUCCUGAGUUUUUCUUGUGUGACAGAGCAGUUCUGCACUGCAACUGGACAGGGUGCUUAUUUGGAGAGGGAGAUGAUGCACCUCCAUUUUUCCUGCAUCAGUUUUGAAAGCCUCGUCACAUACAUGGGUACGCCUACGUCCUUACCAAAGCAACAUAGGAUGCAGAUAGGUUGGUCAUGUGUGGAGUAUGGACACACCAAUCUUAUUUAAUCACUUACAAGAGUGCAGACAGUCUGCCUGAAAAGAUCAGAUUUGAGGAAAAAAUCUGAUUUGCCUGCAGUCUGAACAUAGUCUUUUUUGGCCAUAUAGUGAAAGUCAGUGGGGUCCAAAGCGGUUUUGAAAUGUUCUUCAAAAUAUCUUAUUUUGUGUUUCACAGAAGAAAGAAAGUCAUACAGGUUUGACAGAAUUUUUAUUUUUGGGUUAACUAUUUCUUUAAAGGGGGCCUAUAAUAAGUCUCUGGUGUCCCCAGAAUGUGUUUGUGAAGUUUCAGCUCAAAAUACCCCACAGAACAUUUAUUAUAGCUUGUCAAAUUUGCCUCAUUUGGUUGUGAGCAAAAACACGCCAUUUUGUGUGUGUCCCUUUAAAUGCAAAUGAGCUGCUGCUCCCGGCCCCCUUUCCAGAGGAGGGCGGAGCUUUAACAGCUCGCGCUUCAGUUGCUCAACAACAACAACAAAGCUGGAGAAUCUCACGCAGCCAAAAUGACAAUUGUCAGUAACAGUGUUCAGCCUUACAUUGUUCAAACCGGAGUCGGACACUGUUGGAGAGACUCAGGAAGAAGUUACAACGUUUAGAACGCAACUGGGCAUUUCUGAAUGGUUAGUGGAUAAAUUUGUGUAGUUGCUGUGGAGUUGAUUCAACUCAUCGACUAGCAUGUGCCGUCAUGUUAAUCUUUUGUGCAAAUCCAGCGUCGAAUUCACCCUCGUUUGUGAAGCAGUCCGGUGUAAAAUGACAGCAUGGUAACAACACUCUACUACAGCAACUCUUCCUCUUCUCUAAAGUAGCCCAACAUGGCCUCACCCCCUUUGUUGCAUAUUCUCGGGGACAGGGUUUGUGUAAAUUUUAGAGUAAGUGAUGUCACCAACCCAGGAAGAAGCUCGUUGUAGUCCUUAAAAAGCGAUUUCUAUAAAAGAAAAUAUCUCCCUUUGCAUUGAACUUUGAGCGUCGUAACUUUGCAGAUGUUGUUUAUGCUCAAACAGCAACAUUACACACUAACUACAAUUACAAAAGUGAAAUCAUAAUCAAGGACCCCUUUAAGGAGAUAUUAACACCAAAACCUUUUUUCUUCGCCGUUUUAAAACAGACUUGUAUCGCUUGAAAUAAAUACUUGUGUUGCUGUGCUUUCUAACUUAUAUUUCAGUUGACUAAUAUAAAUUCUACACAUUACGUUCCCCAAAACAUGCUAAGGCAGUGUGUUAGCAUUUCAGGAAUUGUGUUAUAACAAAGACGUGACUUACAACCACCAGACAGUUAUCUUUGGAAAGAUAACCAUCUUGUGAAUGGCAAAGUAGUAAAUACUCCCAAUUUGUCUCCAUGAAGCUGGGUGUAAAGGGGGAAGGAAGGGCCGAAGAAAGCCAGGUUCAGUUGAGAACCCAACAAUUCGAUCCCAUUGAUGUUUUUCAAGAAGCAGCGGUACUGUAACUUAAGACAAAUACCAUGUCAGACUUUGUGAACUAUUCUAAGCAUCAGUUGCUGACACCAAGGCUGGGGGGCUGGGAGGUGGCACACCAAGCGGCUUAACAAGGCCCACCCACAGGAACUGCCACUCUCUAUGAGGAGCAUUUGACUCGCUCUGCUUCACCGUUGUGAAAUAUCUGGCUGUUUUUAGACUUGUUCACAUGAUGUCCAAACCUCUGCAGUAGCUCGGGACUGAAUGUUUCUGUAAGUUGUUUUUUUUCUUAAGGGUCAUUCAUAGUUGUGGUGCUUGAGCCUCUUAAGGGUGUGUGGAUGUGGAGGUGAACAGCACUACUCUUGGUAUGAAGAUCGGCGGAUAAGCGUCUUUUGUGACCUUGGCUCUUUUCAGAGGCUGAAGCUGGAUUCCACCAGGGACACAUGGUCCGGAGUGACAAGGCCAUCUGUUGUAGCGCCAGCACUGCAGUGGGAGGGAGGAGAAAGAUGAAGGGGUGGUUUGUAGGGGGUGAGGGUACACAGAAUUCCUCCUCCUCGGGUGUGGAGGGACUAGAUAUUCUGGGAGAUCGUUGCCAGCACCUUGGAUUGAGACUUAUUUCUUUAGCGUCACAUUUUUUCCUUCAACUUUCUUUCCAAAGGGACUGAGGUUGGGUAUUAAACGUCAAAAGAAAUCAUGAUUUUGUGGUUCAUAUGAAGUGUUUUCAAAGUGAUGAGCAAUGGGGAUCUGUACUCUGAAGACCUUGCAAGCUGUGGAUCCAGUUUCUUCAACAUCUCUUUGCACCCAAAGCUGAGAGUUGUGGAUCAGCGAAGCAAGUGGGUGCAGAUCUCUGGGGUGGAUUUGACGGGUGGAAGACAAAAAAUUGCACGCUUGCACUUCCCCAGACGGCCGGAGAGCCAAACGGAUGGUUAUUUUUAUGAGGGACUUUGUAGCAGAAAUGGGUCAGGACCAAACCAAACAACAGAUUGAGAAGGGACUGAAGCUCUACCAGUCAAAUGACACAGAAAAGGCUUUAUAUGUCUGGAUGAAAGUGUUAAGGAAGACAUCUGACCCUGGGGGGAAGUUUCGAGUUUUAGGGUGUCUGAUCACAGCACAUUCGGAAAUGGGGAAAUACAAAGAGAUGCUACAGUACUCCCUAGCUCAGAUAAACACAGCCAGAGAAAUGGAGGACCCGGACUACCUGACGGAGGGCUACCUGAACCUGGCACGCAGCAAUGAGAAGCUUUGUGAAUUCCAGAAGACAGUCUCAUACUGUGAGACCUGCUUAAACAUGCAGGGCACCACAGUUAGCCUACAGCUCAAUGGGCAAGUGUGUUUGAGCAUGGGCAAUGCCUACCUGGGCCUUAGUGUUUUCCAAAAGGCCUUAGUGAGCUACGAGAAGGCCCUGCGAUACGCUCACAACAACGAUGACAAGAUGCUGGAGUGCAGGGUCUGCUGCAGUUUGGGCAACUUCUACAUUCAGCUUAAGGAUUAUGAGAAAGCACUCUUCUUUCCUUGCAAAGCAGCUGAACUGGUGAAUGACUACGGUAAAGGAUGGAGUCUAAAGUACCGUGCCAUGAGCCAGUACCAUAUGUCAGUGGCCUACAGGAAGCUGAUGCGCUUACCGGAUGCAAUGGAAUGCUGUGAGGAAUCAAUGAAGAUCGCAUUGCAGCAUGGAGAUCGACCUCUUCAGGCAUUGUGUCUGCUUAACUUUGCGGAUAUUCAUCGCUGUCAGAAAGAUGUUGAUAAAGCAUUCCCUCGCUACGAGUCCUCCAUGUGCAUAAUGUCAGAGAUUGGCAACCGCCUUGGACAAGCAUCCAUCUACGUCGGGGUGGGAAAGUGCUGGAUUCUGCAGAAGGAAUAUGAUAAGGCUCUGGACUCAAUGCAAAGAGCACAUGAUCUGGCCGAGGCGAUUGGAAACAAGCUGUGUAUCCUGAAGGUACACAGCCUGUGUGAAGGCAUCUACCGCUGUAAGGAGCAGCAGGAUGAGUUGAGAGAGCAGGUGGUGAAGUUCCUGCAGUGCGUGGAAGAGCUGGAGCUCUACUGUGGCAUGUGUGGGGAGUCUAUCGGAGAGAGGAACCAGCAGUUGCAGGCCUUGCCCUGCUCUCACAUUUUCCACCUCAAGUGUCUGCAGACAAAUGGCACAAAGGGCUGCCCAAAAUGUCAUCGUUCAUCAAUGAAGCUGGGUUUUGUAUGAAAUCGCACUCCUGCCUUGGAUAAAACGGCUGAAUCCCAUCACAGUGACUCGACUGGGAGCAAAAGUUCCAGGGCCUUCUUCCAGGAAGCUUUCUAACUGGACAAAAGGAGGUUUUCCAGUGUUUCCAUCCUGUCUUUAUGGCAGCUGGGAAUAAUGUGGAACUGACAGGACAUGGAUUAAUAGUUCAAAGCAAAGACAGAAGAUAUUUCUUUGAACUGACCUUAUAAUGCUGCAUUGGUUAAGAAACAUUAAAAACUGCCUUUGAUUGGACCAUGCAGCGUUGCUGUCCUCUCAGUGAGGAUAUUCAUCAAAGAGGUGAGAGCUUUACAUAUCACGUGGUUUCAUAGUGGACAUUAUUGUUAUAUUAUCACAGCUAAACUGAACAAAACAUGUAUUUAUAACUUUCUAAGCAAGUUUCAAGACCUUAUCAGUUUCUUCAGAUUGUGUAAAUAAUUCAUGAAUGCUAUGAUCAGUGUAAUUUGAAAAAGAUAAAGGUGUUAGACAUGCUGUUCUGUUUGAGUUUGUUUGAGGUUUGUUUUGAGCUUGUAGUAAACUCAAAUGUCUCUAACUGCCUCCUGAAACUGUAAUAUUCUGAAGUAACAGGGGCGUGUGUUCAACUUAUUAACUUGACCAAUUAUGCAUUUUGUUAAUUAUUUAUAUGACAAUUAUUUAUGUCUUUUAAUAAGAAACUUAUACAGUACAGACAACAUUACUUCAUUGUUUCUGAUAAUAUUUGAAUUAAUUUCUUUUACUUUGAAUCAACAAAAUGUGAAAAGUAGUCUUUAUUCAGUUCUUUAUUUCUUUAUUCAAUGCAUUUAUAGGAUGGGAGGUUCGAAGGAUAGUUUUCUAAUAUCACCUUAUAUUUCAUCUCCAUUAUUUUCUACAACCUUCAGAGAUUUACAAAGUAAUAUGUGCUCUGUAUUUAAUCAACAAAUGGUUUACACCUUUUUCCAACCAGUAUAGCACUAAAGUAUUUGAGUAUGUUUAAUCAGAAUGGCCCAAAAUUUGUUUUUAUCCUUAUUUCUUUGUGGGCACUUUAAUUGAAAUUUCAACCAAAAAUAAAUAAGCAAAUUGUUAUGUAUAUUAUCAAUUUAAAAUAUAAUGAUUAUGCUUACACAUUACAAGCGCUAUAUAUAAUGGCAGAUUUUCAUUUAAACAAUCUCUUUGAUCAUCUGACAAAUGUUCAUAUUCUUUUAUUAAUGAUUAACUAACAGAUCUCUAACCUGAUUUCUCAUUAUUUUACUUUGUAAGGAUUUCAGGUGCAUGUUUCUUUUGACUCUUAUUUUUAUAAGUGGAUCUUCUUUCUUUGCCACUUUAAUUAUUCCAUAACUAAAUAAUAAAAUACAAAUAAAACACAUCCCAAGACAUAUAUUUAAUAAAAUAUAACACAUUUUGCUUAUGCUCACCACCCCAAGUAUAAGCAUUUGCAAUGUAAGUGUUGGUUAUGAUCAGACAUAUUCUUACAAAUACAUAAAACAUGACAUGGAGAUUUAUGUUGAAUUGAUUAAUAUAUGGGAGCAAUAUGUAAAAAUGCUGCUUAUUUAUUUCUCUUUUACCUUACUUUCAUUUUUAUAGUAACUUUUUCUUUCUUAUCCUAAGGUAAUCUCCCUGCAUGCUGUGUAAAGCUGUUUCACUUCCUGGUUACAUACAGGUCAUAACUACCUCUCCACAUUUUUCCCUCACGAUACUUGCAUGUUUAUGCAGCAGAAUCUUCUGAAAUGAGACUGGACAUAUUGUUUUAUUAAGAGAAGUCCUGUAUAUAUACAUAUUCAAUAAAAGACAUUUUUUGCA